Molecule: messenger RNA, 4245 nt
Organism: Spodoptera frugiperda (fall armyworm)
Lineage: Eukaryota; Metazoa; Arthropoda; Insecta; Lepidoptera; Noctuidae
Product: thiamine transporter 2-like
Exons: 7
Coding region: 480-1766 (428 amino acids)
Biological process (GO): vitamin transport; transmembrane transport
Cellular component (GO): plasma membrane
Molecular function (GO): vitamin transmembrane transporter activity
Source: RefSeq, a predicted model, not a curated record
GGUGUUGUGACGUUUGUGUUGUUGUGAUCGUGACAUAACCUAUAACCAGCUGCAUUGCUACAACUUUUCUUGCCGUCAUGUGAUUGUACCAAAAUAAAACGAAUGUAACAAAAAAAUCGUUGAAUUGAACAACGUAUAUAGAAGUUCAUUCAAGAACGCUCAACUGUAAAAUUUAUUAAACAAAUAAAUUCUUAUGUAACAUCAGACUGAAGCAUACAGGAUACUGUAACGAACGAUAUUUGCACAGAAGUUUAAACAGAAAGUGAGUGAGUUUCGGCUUUACGUAGAUUUGGCGCGAAAGGCUGAUGUUAGAACGAGCGUCAUUGAGAAAUGCAGGGAGCGAGAGCGAGGCGAGCGCGGCGCCGCCUCAUCAGUCUCUACGCGGCACGUGAACACACUGCACGGUCGCUCACGGCGGUCAAGGGCAAACUUACGCGAGCACAUUUUCCCACAAUUAUUACAUAAAUUUGUGUCGUAAGAUGUUGCCGUGGGUUCAAGUUACUCUUAUGUUAUGUGCUGUCGGCCUGCUUCGGGAGAUACGACCGUCAGAGCCCUUCGUUUCCGAGUUCCUAUUGGGAGAGUGGAGGAACAUAACUGAGGAGCAACUGAACAGAGAUGUGUACCCUGUGGGGACAUACUGCUACCUGGGACUGCUUGUUGUGGUCUUCCUCAUCACAGACUUCCUGAGAUUCAAGCCUGUCAUUGUAUUGUCUGGUUUAAGUGGUAUAGCAGUGUACGCCAUCUUGCUAUGGACAACGAGUCUGGAAUGGCUGCAGGCGUCCCAGUUCUUCUACGGUCUCUACAUGGCCACAGAAGUCGCCUACUACACUUAUAUUUACGCAAAGGUGGACCCAGCGAAGUAUCCCCGCGUAUCCUCGUACACCCGUAUCGCAGCACUGACUGGUCGGUUCCUGUCGGGCGUCAGCUCACAACUGCUCACACACUUCGGACUCAUGGACUACAGGGACCUCAACUACAUCACAUUUACAGCUCAGAUUAUGGCGACAUUCUGGGCGCUGUGGCUGCCCACCGUGCAGUACGGCAUCUACUUCCAUCGCAAGUCGUCCACUGGCAACCCGCCGUUGGACAAAGAUCUACAUCCACCUAAUGGGCAUCUACUGCGCUCCAACGUGGUAGAAGCGUCCACGCUGAUCGCCCGACACGCUCGCUCAGCUUACACCAGACCGAAAGUACUGGCGUGGUCAGCAUUGUACGCAGUAGCCCUCGCAUUGUUCGUCCAAGCUCAGAUCUACAUGCAGUUGCUAUGGAAACAGAUACAGGAGGACACUGAUUCGCCGGUGGCGUACAACGGUGCAGUGGAAGCAGUGCAAACUCUCCUAGGCGCGGGAGGUGCAUUCAUAGCGUCAAUGUACUCAUCGUCCGGAGUACCAGCGCCGGUGGCGGCCGUGCAAGGAGUCGCAGUCUUCCUGGCCACCUUCGUGAACAACGUGUUCGUGUCCUACGCCGGGUAUAUCGUGAUGGGCAUGCUGUUCCACUAUACUAUCACUUUGGCCAGUGCAAAAAUAGCGGGUCAACUAAGCGAUGAGAGCUGCUUCGGUCUGAUAUUUGGUAUCAACACCCUCAUUGGUACGGGACUGCAGUCCAUACUAACUCUAGUCCUCAUCCAAAGCCUGAAGCUGCCGAUAGCCUCCCAGUACUUCGCCAUCAGUGGCCUCUACCUUCUACUGGCUUCUACAUGGCUCCUCGGCUGGAUGAUCACCACGUGCCGCCAAAAACGAAGUAUUAACGUCGACAACCAGUAUUGAUACACAAUAUAAUCAUAUUGUAUGGAUUUAUUUACAUUAACUUUAUUUUUAAAGGCUGUCUUGCUAUGAAGCGUUACGAGAAGUAAUAACCUUUUUUAACUUUAACACAGUGCCGGCGUUAGGGGGGCGACAUGGGCCGAUGGCCCAGGGCGACAAAGUCUGGGGGCGCCAAUAAAAUGAAAAACUACUACUAACACUUGAUAUUGCUUCCCUCAAGUGGGCGCCACAAUAUUUUCGCCCGGGGUGUCAGUGGCCCUUACGCCGGCACUGCUUUAACAUAUCCCUUUUGUAUGUAGUUAAUUGUACAUAUAGUAAUGAAAAGAACGAAUUUUGAAAGUGACAUAGCUACCUCUUUCAGUGUUGUAUGCUAUUACGAAGCUCGGGGCUAUGGAGUAUAGAAUUAAGGAGAACUGUCACAUAAGUAAGUCUAUAAUGUUUUUGAAGUGAAUUUGGGUCACAAAGAAAGAAAGAGAAAAUAGAAUAGGUAUGUACGGCGAAAAAUGGUUGUUAAUUGAAGAAAAGUUGUUACUCUUGCUUCUGGAGAGUUUUGCCUCUGAUUUAACAGAUGUUUUUCAGAUACAAAAGUUAGUACUCCUAACUGUCUAUACUCCAUGGUCUUAGGCUGAUUUCCCGCGUAAAUGUUUGACAGCUAUUUUUUUUAAACUACGAGUUUUAAAGCACUUUCUGCUACAAAGUCUGUGGUUUUCUAACUGCCUACCUAAUGGACUACUUACCCAGUGAUCGGUCAACAGGAGUAAUGGUAUGUCCUUUUUAAUCUAUUACAUGUAAGAAUAUGUGUAGUUAUCAUUUGUUCAAACUUAGUGCCUUGAUACCCGGUACCUUAUCAUAAGUAGAAGAUGCAUAAGACACUCUUCCUUAUUCAUCUUUUACCACGUCAUAGAACUUUAAUAUAUUGCUGUUUUUUUUUACUCGAUUUCACGGGAUGUUACCAAAAUUGCAUAGUCUGAAAUUAUCGCAAGUGUUUUCAAUAGAUUCACUUAUUAUUAUUUAUAAUUAAUCAUUAGAAUUCGCAAAAAAAAAAUUAAACCCAGAGAGCGCGCUAGGCAAGCACCUCAAAAGCGGUCCUUAAUUUUCUUUAGCGCCGCUGUUACUAUGUCGCAGCCCAUAUCUGUAACCUAGCGCCGUAGGUACUUGCCUAAUAUGCCUUAGGGAUAAUAAAGCUCUAGGAACUAUAAAAGCGUACUUAGGUCAGGUUUACAGGGUGUAGAAUGGUUGUAAACCUCUGUAUACGCCUUCAUGUCAUGUCAGAAAUAGCAGGUGUAAUGUUAUGCACUUUAUUUAAUGUGAAUAAUUAUGUCGUGUAUAACACUUCACAUACAUACAUGUUAUUAAUAUUUAUGAUUUAUAAUCGCAUAGGUACUUACCAUUUUGAUUUGAUAAGUUAUCAAACUAAAAUAAGUUAAUUUAUUUAUUAUUCAAAGGUUCCAAUUGCAUGUAGGGUGAAUAAAGUGUGUAGUAGAAACAUCACAUUCAAUCAUUUUCAAAAUGGCUGUGAAAUGAGUUUUCCUGAUAAUCAUUUGUUGUAUUGUAUGUAUUUAAUAUUUAUAAAUGAAAUAGCAAAUGGACAUAACAUGUUAUAAAAGCUGUCAUGAAAUGAAAGCUAUGUUUAUUUGUGAAUUGGACAAAAUAGUGCAAAUAUCACUAUCAACAUAGGUUGUAGGUUCUACAAUGUCUUAUUGCACUUGUCAUAUUUAAAAUAUGUAUAAAAAAAACCUAUAACUUCUAAAUGUCUCGGGCUGGGUGUGAUAUGAAUGUGAACUUGUAUGUUUGUAACGGACCCACGACACAGGAAAAAAGAGAAAAUCCUAAAAUCAAUGUUUAAAAAAAAUAACUUAUAAAUUGCGCAAAAUUCAAUUUUGAAUAAAAUUAUGAAUCUGUUCUAGGCCAAUUAAGUUUAGUAUUUGUUGGACAGACUAGAAUAAAAAAGAUAAAAGUUAUUGAACAUUUUGGAUAUUGAUUUUAUCUGUUCAAACUCUUUGUUGAAAGCAAACUUGCUCAAGGUUUUUAAAAGUAUUUUGUACAGUUUCUAUAAAAGAUAACAAAUAAAAUUAUAUUGACACAAAUGUUUGAUGGUAGUACAGGUGUUCCGAUUACCACAUAAAACUGUAUCAUGCUUCAAUAACUUUACAUAUACAUAGAUUAUUUAAAAGUUAAUUUAUUUAUUUAACUACAAAUAAGACUAGAGAAAAUCUAAAAUUCUAAUUUUAUUUAAUGUGUAGGUAUCUAUAAUUAGUUUUUAAUCGAACAAACUUGUCACAUGUUUUUGGUGAUACACUAAGACUUUCUUUUUAUUAAUCUAAUACUUAGAUAUUAUGUAUUUUAUAUUUAGUUAUUUAUUUCAGUAAUGGUGGCUUUUUAUUAAAUUCUCAAGAUUAAUUGUGCAAAAUGUAUAUUAUAUUAUAUUGCUAUAUCUUUUAGCUCUACCCUAGGACCAAGAAAUAUAUUUUUAUUAAUCAAA